Molecule: messenger RNA, 3566 nt
Organism: Carassius gibelio (silver crucian carp)
Lineage: Eukaryota; Metazoa; Chordata; Actinopteri; Cypriniformes; Cyprinidae
Product: gastrula zinc finger protein XlCGF7.1-like
Exons: 4
Coding region: 303-1256 (317 amino acids)
Biological process (GO): regulation of transcription by RNA polymerase II
Molecular function (GO): DNA-binding transcription factor activity; RNA polymerase II cis-regulatory region sequence-specific DNA binding
Source: RefSeq, a predicted model, not a curated record
AAUGGAACGGGACUUUUAUUUUGGUCUGGAACUGUGACGUCACAAGGCGGCGGCGCGCUCCUGCGUCUGUGAUUCAGAUCAACGAAGAUUGUCCACACACAGAGAAACAAACACUGGUGAAACAGCUGAGAUUCAUGACACACGGUUAUAAAGAUGGCCUUUAUUAAAGAGGAGACUGAAGAAGUGAAGAUUGAAGAAACAUUGAGUCUGAAACAAGAAGAUACUGAGGAACAAACAGAUAUGAAUGAAGGUCUUACACAGAUGCUCACUGACGGCCUGACGUUGACCAAUAGCUUGACCUGAUGCCGCUGAAAGAGGAUUGUCCAGAAUUUAAUAAAAAGGAAGAACAAAAUCUGUAUGAAAAUGUUGAUUUCACAACUGGAGAAAAAACUUCUGGUUGCUCACUGACUGAAAAGACAUCCACACAAAAUAGAAGUCGCUCCUGCAUUCAGUGUGGAAAGUUUUUCUCAAGCCAUGCAUACCUUGAUGUCCAUAUGAGAAUUCACAAAGGAGAGAAGCCUUUUACAUGCAAACAGUGUGGAAGGAGUUUCACUGAAAAAGGAAGCCUUAACAGGCACAUGAUGAUUCACACCGGAGAGAAGCAGUUCUCCUGCCAAGAAUGUGGAAAAAGUUUCUAUAAUAGGAGUCACCUUAAAGACCACAUGAGUGUUCACAGUGCAGAGAGAGCUUUUACCUGCUCUCAAUGUGGAAAAGGUUUCUAUCAAAGAAAAACACUUAAUAAACACAUCAGAUAUUACUGUGGAGAGAAGCCCUACAUAUGUCCACAGUGUGGAAAGAGUUUUAGACAUGAAGCAACAUUAAACACGCAUUUGAGAGACCACACUGGAGAAAAUCUGUUUGUAUGUUGUCAGUGUGGAAAGAGCUUCAGAUAUAAAGCAACAUUGAACACCCAUUUGAGAGUCCACACUGGAGAAAACAUGUUCAAAUGUGAUAAGUGUGGAAAGACCUUCAGAUAUAAAGCAACAUUGAACACCCAUUUGAGAGACCACACUGGAGAAAACAUGUUCAAAUGUGAUAAGUGUGGAAAGAGCUUCAGAUAUAAAGCAACAUUGAACACCCAUUUGAGAGUCCACACUGGAGAAAGCCUGCUCGUAUGUGAUCAGUGUGGAAAGGGCUUCAGAUGUAAAGUAAAUCUUACAAUGCACAAAAGAGUUCACAUUGUUCACAAACCAGAUGGACCUGAAAUGUCAGUUGCAAUCCCAUCAGUAGCACACUGUUUUCUAUUAAAAAAGUAAUAUACUGUAGAAAAUAAUGCAUUUUGGUCAUUAUCUGCCCCCUGGCUGUCCGAGGUUCUCUGUGAACAUCGCUCAUCUCUUCCUUCUCUGUAAAUGUCUUCACUGCUAAAACAUCCUACUACCACAACAAAAAUAACAGCUGUAGUAAUGAUCGGACACUCUUCAAAACUUUCUCUUCUCUCCUUAAUCCGCCUCCACCUCCUCCUCCAUCGACUCUUACAGCGGACGACUUUGCAGUUUUCUACACAAAUAAGACAAGAACCAUCAGUGACCAAUUCUCCACACCACAGCCUGAGGAUAAUUUCACUCCUCCUCUCCACUCUCAGAGAUGGACAUUUCCAAACUUAUCCUGUCCAAUCAUCCUACUACUUGUCCACUUGAUCCAAUCCCCACUCACCUCCUUCAAGCGAUCUCUUCUUCAGUCACACCUUCACUUUUUCACAUUAUCAACUCUUCUCUUCACUCUGGAACAUUUCCCUCAGCAUUUAAGCAGGCUCGGGUAAGCCCACUGCUUAAGAAACCAUCUCUAAUUCCAGCGCUUCUAGAAAACUACAGACCGGUAUCCCUUCUUCCAUUCAUUGCAAAGACACUUGAGCGAGCCGUGUUCAACCAGCUUUGUAUGUUCCUUGUACAAGAACAACCUCUUGGACAGCAACCAAUCUGGCUUCAAAAGUGGACACUCAACUGAGACUGCCCUCCUCUCAGUUAUUGAAGCCCUGCAUCUGGCAAGAGCAGCUUCAAAAUCCUCAGUACUCAUUUUACUGGACCAGUCUGCUGAUUUUGACACUGUUAAUCACCAGAUUCUCCUGUCUUCCCUCAGAAAGAUGGGCAUCUCUGGAACCGCACUCCUGUGUUUGAAGUCCUACCUCUCCAAUAGAUCCUUCAGCAUGUCUUAGAGGGGUAAUGUUUCUAAGUCACAACAACUUGCUACUGGGGUUCCUCAAGGCUCAGUACUUGGACCACUUCUCUUCUCCAUCUACAUGACGUCAUUAGAAACUUCUUAUCACUGCUACACUGAUGACACCCAACUCUACUUCUCAUUCCAACCAGGUGACCCGACGGUAGCUGCUCGCAUUUCAGCCUGUCUGAGUGACAUCUCUAGCUGGAUGAAUGACCAUCACCUUCAGCUUAACCUUACGAAGACAGAACUCCUGGUGAUUCCAGCUAACCCAUUGCUUCAUCACAACUUCUCUAUACAGCUGGGUUCGUCAAUCAUAACUCCUUCCAGGACAGCCAGAAACCUAGGAGUUGCCAUGAAUCAUCAGUUAAGCUUCACAGAUCACAUUGCUACAACGACCUGGUCCUGCAGAUUUGCCCUAUACAACAUACAACUGGACUAUUGUAAUGCUCUCCUGGUGAUCCUUCCUGCAUGUACUAUCAAGCCUCUCCAAUUGAUCCAGAAUGCAGCACCAAGGGUUGUCUUCAAUGAGCCAAAAAAAAGCUCACGUCACUCCUCUCCUCAUCAGGUUACACUGGCUACCAGUAACUGCUAGCAUCAAAUUCAAGGUACUAAUGCUUCCCUACAAGAUGACCACUGGCUUGGCACCAACAUAACUAAACUCACUGGUUAUUUAAUGUGCCCUCCAGAAGUUUGCACUCUGCAAGUGAACGACGCCUUGUGGUGCCAUCCCAAAAAACUUCUAAAUCACUCUCACGCAGCUUUUCCUGGACUGUGCCCAGCUGGUGGAAUGACCUCCCAAUCUCAAUUCGAACAGCUGAGUCUUUACUAAUUUUCAAGAAACAUCUAAAGACUGAUCUUUUUCGCCAGUACUUAACCAACUAAUACUAGCACUUUUCCUAUUCUUGUUUUAAAUGUAUAUGUAUAAAAAAAAAAAUUGGAUUGUAGCUUACCAACUCGAGCUGGAGUUUGAUGAUGAAAUGGUUGAAGUGGUUGAUUGUCAAGCAGGGGCGGACUGGGCCAUUUGGACGUUCUGCAGAUGUCCAUCCAACAGCCAUUCAUCAUCAUAGAAAAGGUGUCAGAUAAAGUGAUGUUGGCAGCCGACAAAUGGGGGUGCUAAUGAAAUCCAUUUUUGCUUAAAAGAAACAAAACUGUUUUAUACGGCCCGCAAUGAAUUGUAGCAUGGCUGGAUCAUUUUAGACUAAGAUGAUCAAUUUUAAAAUAUUUUAAAAGUAAGUCACAAAAAGAUUGCUUUCAGUUUAAUACUAUCUCCAACCAGGAGAGGUCGCUAGUUUCCAGUCGCUCCCCAUACUCAUUUCAGUGUUUUUAUACAGUCUAUGAAUAGGAUGUGCACUCUAAUGUAAACAUUGACUAAAAUUAGAAAAUAAUAAAUGAAAAACUGACCAUGAAAA